GCAGUGUUUUACAAAUCAAUUGCUGUGUUCAAAUGCAUGUGUCAAAGCGUCGGAAAAUUUCUUUCAAGGAGAAAGCAGACGUCAAUAAUGCUAAACAAUUACAAGAAAACGAAUACCUCUUUCAUUCGAACAUAUUUAAGUUGCAAGUAUUUCACGACCGAAGAGCUUCUGAACGAAAUAAGAGUGAAACCAAAGAGACGGCAAGAGAUCGACAAUGUUAUUCGGCAGUUGACGACACACUUUAAGCGCCUGCCAACCGGGGAGCGUCAUUUGUUGUCGGACACAGGCUGGAUUGAAGAACUCGGCUUGAAGUACCCUCUCUCCUCGUUUCCGUUUCCGACAAGUAAAUCUUCUGAUUACUUGUUCGUCAAGUUUCAUGCGCCAACGAAUUGCGAGACCAUCGGAAGUUACCGACUGAACGUCGCCUGCAAGCCAACGAUUUAUGUCGAUCUGGCAGUGGAAAUUCCUAAGGCUUUAGGUGACUUCGAUUCGACGCCCCAUUACAACCAGAGCGUUCUGUUCGACCUGCUGCUGCCUGAACUGACGCGGCACGUAGAGCAGCGGUGGCAGGGUUGCGAUGGAGUCAAGGAGGGUGCGUUGCUCGUGUCUACUUGGCUGAGGCAUCGCGGGUUGGACAUUGGCUUCGGAUGUGCCACUGACACGUUUGUGCAGGCGCUGCUGUGCUUCUUACUCGAAUCGAGACGAGUUAACGUCCACAUGAGUAGUUACCAGUUUUUUCGCUCUUUUGUCUCGUUUAUCGCGUCUGAUGGUCUGCGCUUGCCGGAACUACGCUUGAAGCCGCUUGAUCAAGAUGCCGUCGUCGAUGACCAGGAAAACGAACUCUACAAAGACUUCCACAAACAUUUCGAUGUGGUCUUUCGCGAUUCGACGGGCUUCUUGAACAUAUGUCUUCAGUGGAAUUCGGCUCUAGUUGACUGGCUUAAAGACGAAUCUGCUCUCGCCUUGAAAAUACUGGAUGACUUUCAGACAGAUGCGUUCGCGUCGCUUUUCAUGAAACAGGUGCCGUUCUGCUAUCGAUUCGAAUAUCUAAUGAGCGUCCACGUUGGUGACGAGUUACGGUCAGCGAUGACUGUACGUAAAAGGUUCGUAUCGAGAUUUAUGGACUACGCCGGUGACGUUUGCGAAACGCUGUUUCCGAUCGUUGCAGAAGCUAUCAUCAAAGGACUUGGCAAUCGCAUCGUUUUACUUGCGAAACAUCAGCAAAAGCCUCCUCAGUGGAAAGUUUCUGCGCCGCCUUUGUACGUUACUGACGAAGAACUGGUACUGGGCAUUUCGAUCGACGCUGAAAAUUACGACCAGACCAUCAUUCAGGGUCCUUUGGCUGAUUCUGAUGACGCAAAGGCAUUCCGAACAUUCUGGGGUGAAAAGUCAGAGAUGCGAAAAUUUGACGGCACGGGCAUUUGCGAAUCAGUCGCUUGUCCAGCUAAAAGUCAGGAACAGAAAAGAGCGAUUAUUCCGCAGCUGGUGAACUUUAUUAUCAAACGGCAUCUGAAGCUGGAUCCUUCCCAGAUUCGCUGGUCCUAUAACCAACUGGAAAAACUGUUGCUUCUUCCCGCACAUCUGCAGUACACGCUUGAUCAUGUCGUACAGAUCAUUUUCGAGCAGAGCGGAAAAUGGCCGGAUGAUCUGAAGGCGGUUCGUAAAUUGAAGUCGGCGUUUUACAUGCAAAUCAGUGACCUUCUCAAGAAGCAGCUUGACAUAAAUUCGUUUGUGAAAGAGCAAUGCCUAAUGGUUUUCGAGCAGUACCCGUCGUUUGCACUGACGUGUCGAUUGGCAAAACGGUGGAUAUCGAGUCACAUGAUGAGCGGAUUUCUGUCUGACGAAGCGAUUGAAUUGAUGGUGGCUUAUUUGUAUUUAAAUCCAUGGCCUUACGUUGAUCCAAAAAACUGCCAGACCGGCUUCUUCCGGUUCUUGGAUCUUUUGGCGACUUUUGAUUGGCUGCUGGCACCUUUGAUCGUUAACUUCAACGACGAUUUGUCGAAGAGCGACAUCAGCGAGAUACAGGCGCAGUUCAUAACCAUACGGCCGACUUUACCUCCUUUGUGCAUCGUGACUCCAGAAGAUAGACAGGGUGUUCGUUGGACCAGACCUCGUCCCUCAUCGAUGAUCGUCGAUCGGCUGACGAAACUGGCAAAUAUUUCGCUGGAUUACAUAUCGAAGAAUUUGCUGCAACCCAGCUUCAAUCCGAAGAUCUUAUUCGAACCGGUGUUGGAUGUAUUUGAUGUGCAAAUAUGGUUGCGACGAACGCAGGUGCCUCGUAGUUACAUGCAGGUGACUCUUAAAAUCGGGGAGGAAACAAACGACUGGUUGAAACAGGUGGAAUCAGGCAGCAAGAAUAACUUAUUUCCGGUCAUAGAUUAUGACCCAGUUCGACAGUAUCUUGAGGAACUGCAGGUAUUACUGGUGAUACUCGAGUCAUUUGAAAAAUUUGCUGCUUUUUUCUAUGACCAGUAUGGAGGACAAGUUAUAGGGGUCCUGUGGAAGCCGCAGUCAUUAAGUGAUGUGGAGUUUAAAAUAUCGAAUCUGAAUGGCCGGAUGCUUAAGCGAAUAGGAAGCAGCUGCAAAAUGAUUUUCAACGUACCUGCAAUCGUAGAGAGCUUCCAAAUAAUGGGCAAGGGUCUUGUGGAAAACAUUGUCAUCAAGCCAGUCUAG
Soboliphyme baturini is the source of this 2673-nucleotide messenger RNA. The record is from the annotation of a GenBank genome assembly. Lineage: Eukaryota; Metazoa; Nematoda; Enoplea; Dioctophymatida; Soboliphymatidae.